This is a messenger RNA of Pestalotiopsis fici W106-1, 2211 nucleotides long. RefSeq lists its product as uncharacterized. The record is from RefSeq and is a predicted model, not a curated record. Gene Ontology annotation, cellular component: GID complex. Gene Ontology annotation, molecular function: protein binding. Gene Ontology annotation, biological process: proteasome-mediated ubiquitin-dependent protein catabolic process. NCBI's taxonomy places the organism in Eukaryota, Fungi, Ascomycota, Sordariomycetes, Amphisphaeriales, Sporocadaceae. The coding region runs from base 1 to 2211 and encodes 736 amino acids. The transcript has 6 exons.
AUGAGAACUCGCACCCUGCUCUUACGGGCAUUCAAACCUUCGCUGCAAACCCUCGUGACUGCGGGAACCUCGUUUCCCGCAGCAAAGGUCGAAGUGGCAGAACCAGAUCCCACGUCCACAUUCACCCCAUCCGCCUCCGACGACCCAUCCAUCCCGCCGACACCCAACAUACCUCCCAACACUAUUCUCUCUGCCCCCGCCCCUGCCCCGGACGCCGCCGAGCCCAGUUCAUCCAGUAGCCCGCAACCUUCUUCCGGAAGCCAAAUCAAUUACCAGCCGCGCCCGCCGACAUCACCGCCCACCACCAGACAAAUACUUGGUCGAAGAAGACGAGGAUCCGGCGACGAAUACGACGUUCAAGAGCUCGGCUCCGGGUAUCCAGAGGCUUCGGCUUCUUCAAAUAUACUUAGAGCAAAAUCCACACCGAAGCGCCGGCGUGCCAACGAGACAAUGUUGGCGGAUAUGGACCAAACAAGUGCGUCGAAUGGUACCUCGAAGGCGUUUGCGAACGGAAAGAUGCGCAUAUCAUCGACGUCGAGUACAAACGGGAACCACAAGGCAGUUGCCGCUACAAAUGGUUCUUCCAAAGUUCGGGCGCCGGACACUUACCUCGGCCAUGACCGUGAGGAAGUGACGAGAAUACUGAUCCAGGCACUAUCGGAUAUGGGCUAUCAUGGCGCAGCUGAAAGUGUCAGCAAAGACAGUGGCUUCGAAUUGGAGAACCAGACAGUAUCAACUUUCCGCAGUUCCAUUCUCGACGGAGCUUGGGCUCAAGCAGAGGAUUUGCUUACAGGCGCGACCUCGGCUGACAGCAGGCAAACCCAGGGUGGCAAUGGGUUGGUACUUUCACACGAUGCGGACAGAAAUCUUAUGAGGUUCUGGAUAAGGCAGCAAAAGUAUCUCGAGCUUCUUGAAGAAAGAAAUACCAGCCGCGCACUAGCUGUUCUACGGAACGAGGUCACACCACUCUAUCAUGAUCCGCAAAAGCUGCAAUUCCUUUCGAGUCUCCUCAUGUGCCCAGAUUCUGCAGAUCUCAAAGCGAGCGCGAACUGGGAUGGCGCAUAUGGAACAUCACGCCAGAUUCUCCUCUCUGAGCUAUCCAAAUGUAUAUCCGCAUCGGUUAUGCUUCCCGAACACCGUCUAGCAGUCCUACUUCAACAAGUCAAGCGGACCCAAAUUGGCAUGUGCAUGUUUCACUCCAGUUCGGAAUCGCCGUCGCUUUACUCGGAUCAUGCAUGUGACCGGAGGCAAUUCCCCUCAGAAACCGUUAUCGAGCUCGAUCACCAUGAAGACGAAGUCUGGCAGGUGGCUUUCUCGCACGAUGGAACGAAACUGGCAAGCUGUGGCGGCGAUCGUCAGGUCAUUAUCUACGAUGUGCCAUCUUUCAAGGUUCUUCACACCUUGGGAGAGCACGAGGGUGGUGUUGGUAAUGUAGCAUGGAGUUGGGAUGAUUCUAUGUUGGUGGCAUGUUGCCAGAGAAAGGAGGCCCGUUUAUGGGACACCAAUACGGGCGCAUUAAUCAGGACUGUUUCCAAAUUUUCCGAACCUGUGAGCAGUUGCGUUUGGGCGCCAGAUAACCAAUCAUUCAUUCUGGGCUCACUGGAUAAGGAACAAUCCCUUACACAGUGGGAUAUACAGGGUCACAAGAUUGUGGACUGGUCGCCACUUCACAGAGUGGAAGACAUGGCGGCAUCCCCAGACGGACGGUGGCUUGUGGCCAUGGAUGACAAGAACCACAUACACAUUUACAAUUUCAAGAAGAGGGAUUUCGAAUAUUCGAUCGACCUUCGCACCCGGUUGACGUCGGUCAGCAUUAGUGCUGAUUCCCGGUAUCUGCUCAUCAACCACAAGAAUGGAGUGGCAGAGCUGUUCGACCUGGGUCUCAAAGAGCUCGUAAAGACUUAUACUGGGCACACGGGUGGCGAUUAUAUCAUCCGUAGUGCUUUCGGAGGCGCCAACGAGAGUUUUGUCAUUAGUGGCAGUGAAGACGGCACUAUUAAUAUUUGGCACAAAGCUACAGCCAUGCCUGUGGUGAAGCUGUCUGGCCAUCAACCUAGGACGAACGCCGUUUCUUGGUGUCCUACCGAUCCGUGUCUGUUUGCCUCGUGUGGCGACGAUGGCAAGAUCAAAAUCUGGUCGAACGAUGAAUGGGCACGGAAGCAGCGUAUCAGCCACGAGAGUGUCCAAGACCACCAGAGCUGGCACACAUGA